AUGCGUCGCGUCUUCGCGCGCGCCAUCUCGCGGGAGCACGGGCUGGCAGACCCCGGGCGAAGUCUAAGGAAGGAGGUCGCGUGGUCGGCGGGGACGCAUGUUCAGGAAAGCCUGUUUGCAGUAUUUUUCUCCGUGAUUUGCGUCAUCACGAUGACCCAUUUGAUCGGCUUGAUCAUCACCAGCAUGAUCAGGCUACAAGACGGCAAGCGGGAGGUGACCGCGCAGGAGGCGGACAUGCGUGAGUACCUCCGCCAACACGAGGUCAGUUACGACCUCCAGGACCGCAUCUGGCAGGUCUUGCGGGAAGUGCAGGGCGACGCCCAUCGGACGAAGGAGGAAAACGUCGACCUCAUCAAGCAGCUGCCCAACAGCCUGGAGAUCGAGCUCCGUGCCGAG
Messenger RNA from Prorocentrum cordatum, 396 nucleotides. The record is from the annotation of a GenBank genome assembly. Lineage: Eukaryota; Dinophyceae; Prorocentrales; Prorocentraceae.